This is a messenger RNA of Zea mays, 779 nucleotides long. Its product is annotated as protease Do-like 9. The transcript has 6 exons. Gene Ontology annotation, molecular function: protein binding; serine-type endopeptidase activity. Lineage: Eukaryota; Viridiplantae; Streptophyta; Magnoliopsida; Poales; Poaceae. The coding region runs from base 30 to 779 and encodes 249 amino acids. The record is from RefSeq and is a predicted model, not a curated record.
UCCCUAUACUUGGAAUAGAAUGGCAAAAAAUGGAAAAUCCUGAUCUCCGCAAGGCAAUGGGAAUGAAAGCUAACCAAAAGGGUGUUCGGGUACGAAGGGUCGAGCCGACUGCUCCUGAAACUGGAUGCCUCCAACCUUCUGAUAUCGUCCUUAGCUUUGAUGGUAUUGACAUUGCCAAUGAUGGUACAGUUCCUUUCAGGCGUGGUGAGCGCAUUGGAUUCAGCUACCUUGUUUCUCAAAAGUAUACAGGUGAGAAGGCACGUGUGAAAGUACUUCCCAACUCAAAUGUCCAUGAAUUUAACAUAAAACUGGCAAUCAACAAAAGACUCAUUCCAGCUCAUAUCAAGGGAAGGCCACCGUCAUAUUACAUUGUUGCUGGCUUUGUUUUUAUGGUUGUGUCUGUUCCAUAUCUUCGGUCUGAGUAUGGAAAAGACUACGAAUAUGAUGCCCCGGUCAAGCUGUUGGACAAGCAUUUGCAUGCAAUGGCGCAAUCAUCUGAUGAGCAGCUUGUGGUGGUGUCACAGGUGCUUGUGGCAGAUAUAAACAUUGGUUAUGAAGAUAUAGUCAACAUUCAGGUUCUUGCCUUCAAUGGCACACCAGUUACAAACUUGAAGCACCUAGCGACCAUGGUAGAAGAGUGCAACGAGGCAUUCUUGAAGUUUGAUCUGGACCACGAUCAGGUGGUUGUCCUGGAGACGAAAACUGCAAAGGCUGCCACUCAAGAUAUUGUGACAACACAUUGUAUACCUUCGGCUGUCUCAGAAGACCUGAGGAGCUGA